Messenger RNA from Pieris macdunnoughi, 1659 nucleotides. The record is from the annotation of a GenBank genome assembly. NCBI's taxonomy places the organism in Eukaryota, Metazoa, Arthropoda, Insecta, Lepidoptera, Pieridae.
AUGCGGGCCGCGCUCGCCGCGCUGGCGGCUUGCUGCGUGGUAGCGAGCGCCGAGGUACCCUCCGCGCGCCUCGCCCCGCGCAACACCACCGCCCAUCACGUCCUUCAGUGCAGUGAUGGGCUUGUGCUACCUGCCUGGCUACCUCUUGAAGAUGUCCCGAACGUCGAAAUCGCUAUCCGCGGGUCCGUCUACUUCCUGUCACUACUCUAUCUAUUUAUCGGCGUAUCUAUCGUCUCUGACCGAUUUAUGGCAGCUAUUGAAGUCAUUACCUCCAGAGAGAAAGAGGUGCGCGUACGGCGAAAUGGAAGUGAUCAAAUUAUUGUCGUGCGCGUGUGGAAUGAAACUGUAGCCAAUUUAACUUUAAUGGCACUCGGUUCGAGUGCGCCGGAAAUCUUACUAUCAGUCAUCGAAAUAGCUGGGAAAAAUUUCGAAGCUGGUGAUUUAGGCCCUGGCACAAUUGUGGGAUCAGCUGCGUAUAAUUUAUUUGUUAUCAUCGCCAUUUGCGUUUUUGUGAUUCCGGACGGCGAAGUGAGAAAAAUAAAACAUCUAAGAGUGUUCUUGGUCACAGCGUCAUGGUCAGUUUUUGCAUAUGUUUGGUUGUAUUUAAUUUUAGCUGUGAUUUCACCAAGCGAAGUGGAAGUAUGGGAAGGCUUAGUCACAUUCCUUUUCUUCCCAGCCACAGUCUUAACAGCCUAUAUAGCUGACCGAAGGCUAUUAGUUUACAAGUAUUUGAAAAAGGGUUACCGUGUAAACGAACGUGGCGUGAUCGUAGAAGUGGAAGGUGAUGGCUCAGUUGAAAUGGCCUUAAAACCCUGUGACUUUGGUGACGACGAAGAAGGCCGGGAGCUUGAAAAAUCUAGAAAAGAAUACGUACAAGUGCUGCGUGAUUUAAGAAAACAACACCCUGAAGAGGAUUUAGAAACGGUUGAACGCAUGGCACUAGAAACAUUAAUGGCAAAAGGCCCAAAAUCUCGUGCAUUUUACAGGGUGGCAGCUACGCGUAAAAUGACUGGUGGUGGUGACUUUUCCAGAAAAAUAUCUGAAAGAGCACAGAGUGAUUUGAGCGAAGUAAAAGCUGAGCUGCAACGUCGUGAGUCAAGUUCAGUGACUGCGGAGCCCAGAGGACCACAUGUUCGCUUUGAUCCCGACCACUAUACGGUGCUGGAAAAUUGUGGUUCGUUUGAAGUACGUGUGGUUCGCGGCGGCGAUCUAAGCGGUGAAGUCACCGUUCAGUAUACCACCGAGGAUGGGACGGCGGAAGCUGGUUCAGAUUAUGUAGCAGCACAGGGAUCACUCACAUUCGGACAUGGAGAAACUGAAAAGAAAUUUUCUGUUCAAGUUAUAGAUGACGAAGUCUUUGAGGAAGAUGAGCAUUUUUUCGUUCGACUCAGCACUCCGAAGGGAGCUUGCUUGGCUUCGCCUUCGAUGGCGACUGUGGUGAUCUUGGACGAUGAUCAUUCGGGUGUGUUUUCGUUUUCGCAAAGAGACUAUGAACUGACAGAGUCGGUUGGGACGUAUGAGUUAAAAGUGGUAAGGACUGCUGGCGCCAGAGGUCGUGUACGGGUCCCAUAUAACACAGAAGAUGGUACCGCAAAGGUUGGUGCACAGUUCGAGGCAUCAGAAGGACACCUUGUCUUUGAGAACAACGAAACUGAGUAA